AUGCCGUGGUCGAUGAAAGGAAAGUCACCUCCCAGCUCUAGGCCAACACGGCUACUUGCAUCGACGAGGCACCUCCGCCAACCGCUCUUCACUUUCACCCACCAUGCCAGGAACCUCAAAACAGUGGCAGAGACAGUUGCGCCGAUCAGCAUAGAGGACUUCAGAAGAGUUGCAUUUCAAGCUCAAAGGCCUCUUCUUAUACGACCAAGCUCCAAACCCUCUACGUUGAGCCCUUGCCCCAACCAGCAAAAUGAUGCCAAUACCCAAACAAACACUUCGACUUCACCAACUAUACUACCCGCCCUAACCAAAUGGUUCAACUCCUCUUCGACAUUCGGAAAGACCUCAUUAACUCCGUACCUUGACAACUUCCGAUCUACCAUCCUCCCUUACGAACUCUCGUUCCCAAACUCAGCCCAAGUCUUAGGUUUCAUGUCUUGGCUACAACGGUCCUCCUCCUCCUCACCAACGGCAUCCAGCGAUUCACACCCGGACUCCAACUCCAGCUCAGACUCACAAUCCCGUCUCGCCCUAGCCCACCUCCUUAAAAACUAUAUCACUCACCACUCCUCCUCCUCCUCUUCAGAGUUCCUCAUUCUCGACCUCCCCCUCCACCUCCUCCUCCUUGCCCACCACUACAACAUGUUUCUGUCCUCCUCCCAAACCCCUCCCAACCCCCCGCUCACAAACCUCUACAUAGCCCAAGCGCCCCUCUCCCACCUCCCUUCACCCCUCCGAUCCGACCUCCCUACCCCUCUCUUGGUUUCCCACGCCGGCCGCGGAGACAUCUACUCUUCCAGCAUCUGGCUCGGCUUACAACCGACAUAUACGCCUUGGCAUAGAGACCCGAACCCAAACUUGUUUUGCCAGUUGUGUGGGACAAAAGUCCUGCGGCUGAUGGCGCCCAAGAGGGGAGAGGCACUGUUUCGGGGGGUGAUGGCUUCCUUGGCCGUGGCGGCGGGGUCUGGGAAAAUAAGAGGGGAGGAGAUGAUGAAGGGGGAACAGAGGAGGGCUUUGGAGAGGGCUGUUUGGGCUGGUGACGGCGAAGGGGCGGAUGACAUGAUGUACGAGGUGACGGUGCAGGCAGGGGAUAUGUUGUUUAUGCCAUUGGGGUGGUGGCAUAGUGUCAAAAGCGCGGGCGAGGAGGGGGGCAUUAAUGGGAGUGUGAAUUGGUGGUUUCGGUAGAUGGAGGUUGGCAGCCGGGAUGGAGAUGAAGGAUGUGGUCGGACAAGAGACCGGGACACUGAGUCUUUUAAAAGACAAAAACAUGAAGAAAAACAGGUACCCGAAGCGAUCCCAGAGAGCGCAGGGCAUCUCUCAUCCCGACCGAUCACAUGGCGCACAGGAGCUACCUUAUCGAUGGACAACAGUACACUCCGGAAAACAGGACGGAGAGGUCGAUUAAAAGGUUUCAAAGGCACCUAGGUCAAACGCGUACAGUGUCAUAGUAACAAGCACUUGCUCCGCGGAAAACAGACGAGUCAGACAACAAUGUCAAAUUAUUCACAAG
Messenger RNA from Neurospora tetrasperma FGSC 2508, 1510 nucleotides. RefSeq lists its product as uncharacterized. Bases 1 to 1185 code for a protein of 394 amino acids. Gene Ontology annotation, molecular function: 2-oxoglutarate-dependent dioxygenase activity. The record is from RefSeq and is a predicted model, not a curated record. The transcript is spliced from 2 exons. Lineage: Eukaryota; Fungi; Ascomycota; Sordariomycetes; Sordariales; Sordariaceae.